UCCAUUGGAUCUGAUCAAAACAGUAAACCACAGUGAGCGUUACGUGGAUGCUAGGAUGGGUGUUACCUAAUUUAGCGUGCGAGAUACCGAUCAGUGCGCUCGAAUUUUUGUUUCUUCUCAUAGCGUCUUACUUUGCGUCGCGAGUCGCGACAAGAAGAUUCCAUUUUUCUCGACACAUUAUAUCUUGUGCAGCGUAACACGAAACGAGCAAUAUGCCGGUCUUUCAUACCAAGACUAUCGAGAGUAUCCUCGAGCCCGUGGCUCAGCAGGUUUCUAGGCUUGUUAUUUUACAUGAAGAAGCUGAAGAUGGUAAUGCGAUGCCAGAUUUGGGACGGCCUGUACAGGCUGUCAGUAUGGCUGUAACCAAUCUUGUAAAAGUUGGAAAAGAAACAAUAAACUCGUCUGAUGAUGCAUUACUCAAGCAAGACAUGCCAGCGGCGCUACAACGUGUUGAGGGUGCUUCUCGUCUUCUAGAGGAAGCAUCAGCCAUGUUGAAACAAGAUCCAUACUCUGGCCCUGCCAGGAAGAAACUCAUAGAAGGGUCACGUGGUAUUUUACAAGGUACUAGCUCUUUGCUUCUCUGUUUCGAUGAGAGCGAGGUACGGAAGAUUAUACGAGAAUGCAAGCGUGUAUUAGAUUAUCUGGCUGUUACUGAAGUUAUCGAGACGAUGGAAGAUUUGGUCCAUUUUCUUAAAAACUUAAGCCCGUGUCUUAGCAAAGUAUCGAGAGAAGUGAGUGCUCGCGAGAAAGAAUUGACACAUCAAGUGCAUAGGGAGAUAUUAGUGCGUUGUUUGGAGCAAGUCAAAACACUUGCUCCAAUUUUGAUCUGCUCCAUGAAGAUCUUCAUUCACAUUAUCUCACAAGGUGGGAAAGGCGCGGACGAAGCGGCGGAAAAUCGCAACUACUUGUCCGGGAGAAUGUCUGACGAACUGAAUGAAAUUAUUCGAGUUUUACAAUUAACGACGUAUGAUGAAGAGGAAUGGGAAGCCGAUCAGUUGACUGUGUUGAAAAAAGCUCAAAGUGCCAUAGAAUCUCGAAUACGGGCCGCUUAUGAUUGGUUGGACGACGGACUGGCUCUGAGAGGAGGAGUAGGAGAGAAGAGUCUUCGCCAGAUAAUAGAACAGGCGUCGCGUUUGUCGGAACGUUAUCUGCCUCCGUCGCAGGCGGAACCCAUGUCUAAACUGGCCUCUCAGAUAAUCACUAUGACUGACGCUCUCUGCGAAUUGCGUCAAAACGAAAAAGGCACUACACCGCAAGCGGAAGCCUUAGCACGCAGUAUUAAAGAGAAAUUAAACGAGCUCCGCGGCUCGGUAGCGUCCGCUUUGGUAGCAGCAGAUAAAUCGGGGACCGCACAAACAGCACACACAGUAGCAGGUCGUUUAGAGCAAGCGAAUAAAUGGCUUCUGAAUCCGCAACACGAUGACAAGGGACUCGGUAAAAGGGCUAUAGCUUUAAUAAUACACGAAGGAAAGAAGAAUGAGCAACAUAGUGAAAAUGUGGCCGAGGGUUUACCGGGUAUACACAAGGCGGAGAUUCUGCAACUGUGCGACGAAGUGGAUAGUCUGUCGCAUCAGCUUGCCGAUCUGUGCGCCCACGGUCAGGGCAAUACUCCGCGCGCUCAGGACAUCGCCCGGCAGCUGUCUCACAAGCUCUACGAGUUGAAGAACAGAAUACAACAAGCCGUUGUGUCCCGUGUCGUUGAAGAUUUUAUCGACAUCACUACACCCCUCAAACAAUUUACGGAUGCCGUUUUGGCCCCCGUCGGCACACUAGGACGCGAUCAGAACUUCAACGAUAAAACUUACGCACUGCAGACGUUUUCUAACAGAGCGGCAAAGACAGCGAGGAUGGUCGCGGCUGGCGGAAGCGGUGGAAACAAAAAAUUGGCCGAGGCGCUAGCCGCUAGUGCCUCGCAAGUGGAAUCUCUGACACCGCAGUUGAUCAAUGCCGGACGAAUUCGUAUGACGUAUCCGGACAGCAAAGCCGCAGAUGAACACUUUGAGAAUUUACGUCAACAGUAUGCAGAAACGAUGCAAAGAGCGCGAGCAUUGUGCGACGAGGCGACCGACAGCGGCGACUUUAUCAGGACCUCGGAAGAACAGAUGCAGAAACAUGCAUUCCUUUGCGAGGAAGCCAUAGCCAAGGCUCUGCCGCAGAAAAUGGUCGACAAUACGGCAUCUAUCGCACGUCUCGCCAAUCGUGUCAUACUCGUCGCAAAGCAAGAAAGCGACAAUAGCGAGGAUCCUGCCUUUAUUCAGCGAGUAAAUCAUGCUACUGAUGUUCUACAGAAUAGUGUCGCUCCAAUGGUACAAGAUGCAAAAUUAGUGGCAAUGAAUAUCAACGACAGUACUGCGGUGUCGCACUGGAGAGAAAGCAAUCGUGCGCUCCUGACCAAUGUUGGACAAGUCCGUAAAGCCAUUGUAGUCCAGCCGGAUCUGUUGCCACCGUUGGAAGUUUCGCAGUUACAUAUUAAUGAUGAUGAACAAAUUCCAACUCUACAAUAUAAUUACACCAAAGAUAAAGUAGAGAACCCCGAUCUUUUGUAUCAAGAACUGGCUUCUGACAACGAAUUAGACAAAUUAAUUUACGACGGAGGUUAUUACGAUUACAAUAUCGAUGACGAAGUGGCACCUCCUCGACCACCUCUACCAGGAGACGAUAUCCCACCGCCGAGACCUCCUCCCCCCGAGACGGAUGACGAAGAUGAGAUGUUUAUGCACGCUCCUCAACCCAAUCAACCGAUAAUGAUGGCUGCCCAUGGUCUGCAUCAAGAAGUGCGACAAUGGUCAAGUAAGGAUAACGAGAUCAUUGCCGCCGCCAAGAAAAUGGCCAUAUUGAUGGGCAGAUUAUCGGGACUGGUUAGAGGCGAGGGCGGCAACAAACGGGAUCUUAUCGCGUGUGCUAAAGCUAUUGCGGAAGCUUCUCAGGAGGUCACACGCCUAGCGAAAGAGCUCGCCAGAGAAUGUACCGAUAAACGUAUUCGAACGAACCUACUUCAAGUUUGCGAGCGUAUACCAACUAUCGGCACACAAUUGAAGAUACUGUCCACCGUGAAAGCUACUAUGCUCGGAGCACAAGAAACACUCCCGACCUGGGAAGAGCUGAUGCUUUACGAUGAAUUGAUUGGCUGCAGUACAGAGGAAGAUCAGGAAGCGACGGACAUGCUCGUUGGAAAUGCUCAGAAUCUCAUGCAGAGCGUAAAGGAAACAGUGCGAGCCGCAGAGUGUGCCAGUAUAAAAAUUCGUACUGCCUCUGGCAUGAAGCUGCGCUGGGUACGUCGUCAGCCCUGGUAUCAAUAUUAGAUUUUCCACGUGCAUCAAUGUGAGGAAAGUUAGAAUCUUCGGGAGGACAUGCAAAAUUUCAAUUGGUGUUCAUAUGUAUUAGCAGCAACUUUUCCAUGAUGUAUACAAAGAAAAAUCGCUAACAUAGACUAUAUUUCUAUAUAAAUUACAAGUAUAUGUGUGUGCUGCGUACAUGCGCGCACGCGCGCGUAUAUGUGUAUGUGUGUGUAAUACACACUGAUUACAUAAAUUAUGCUUCAGAGAAAUUAUGAACUAAUUUAUAUUAUACUUGUUUCGUCGAUUAAUUUUUUUUCUUUUUUCAUGAUGUUUUCAAGAGGAGACGAUACUUAUAGUUAUAUA
Messenger RNA from Harpegnathos saltator (Jerdon's jumping ant), 3641 nucleotides. RefSeq names its product vinculin (gene Vinc). Gene Ontology annotation, molecular function: structural molecule activity; actin filament binding. Gene Ontology annotation, biological process: cell adhesion. Lineage: Eukaryota; Metazoa; Arthropoda; Insecta; Hymenoptera; Formicidae. The record is from RefSeq and is a predicted model, not a curated record. The transcript is spliced from 21 exons. Gene Ontology annotation, cellular component: actin cytoskeleton. Bases 213 to 3302 code for a protein of 1029 amino acids.